This is a messenger RNA of Periconia digitata, 1881 nucleotides long. Lineage: Eukaryota; Fungi; Ascomycota; Dothideomycetes; Pleosporales; Periconiaceae. The record is from the annotation of a GenBank genome assembly.
CAAACUGCCCAGGCAGCAGUCCACAAUAUCUCCGACGCUCUCGUCGUUUUUCUGGGUUUCAUAUCUUGUCAGUCUAGACGUCUUUCACCAUCUUCCGCUCGACGCUUAUUGGAUUUCGCUACUGCCACCAUGGGCGCCCCACCACCGUCAAGUCAGUUAGCACCGCUACCCGCCGACCUGCCCUUCCAACUCAUCAGCAAAACUAUCGGCCAAGGCGCGUAUGCAUCAGUACGGAAAGCGACUCCGCCAGGUCGAACGAAUCCCGUCAUAGCCAUCAAGUUUAUCAACAAGGACCAUGCCUUCAGACAAGGACGCCUAUCCCCGAAGCAAAUCAGCAUGGAGAUAACACUUCAUGCACAUCUUGGCAAGCACCAAAAUAUCAUACAACAUUUGGGUCACGGCGAAGACACUCUUUGGACAUGGAUCGCCAUGGAACUUGCUGAAGGUGGAGAUUUGUUUGACAAGGUGGAAGCUGACGAGGGUGUCUCGGAAGAUAUUGCACAUUUCUACUUUACACAGUUGAUCAGUGCAGUGGGAUAUAUGCACAGUAUGGGCAUUGCGCAUCGAGAUCUCAAACCAGAGAAUGUCUUGCUGAGUGGAGAUGGAGACUUGAAGCUUGCAGACUUUGGGCUUGCGGCGUUGUUCAAGAAAGAUGGCAAGGCACGGCUUUGCAAUUCAAUAUGUGGAAGCCCACCUUACAUCGCCCCGGAAGUGGUCAAUGGACGGAAGAGCAAGCGGCACGAUCUACUGGAUACGGGUUACAUGGCCAAUAUCUGCGAUAUCUGGAGUUGCGGGGUGGUGUUGUUUGUGUUGCUGGUGGGCAACACGCCUUGGGACGAACCGACAAUGAACAGCUGGGAGUUCAAGGAGUACGUGGAUACAGAAGGUCGAACGAGUGAUGAGCUAUGGCUUAAGAUUCCACCGGCCGUCAAUUCCUUGCUGAGAGGGAUUCUCAGGGUGGAUCCGGAAAACCGCUUCACACUCGACGAGAUACGAACGCACCCUUGGGUUACACGGGACAAUCGUUAUAUGGAUGUCAGGGAGAGAAAGAAAGCGCGCGUACAGAUGGCCACCGAAAUGCUCUCGUCUCUCCGCAUCGACCUCUCCCAACCUCCACCCUCGCAGUCACAGCGGACAUUCUCCCAACCUUCCCAAGAUCCCGACGCCAUGGAUAUCGACUCGAUGAACUCUACACCACACCGAUCCCGCGCAGACCCAUUCAACACCAACAAAAUCACUUCCACGCAACCCGAAACACCCUUAGCAGAUACCCCCUUUGACUGGGAACGACCACCGCGCCUAGCCACACACGACGGCCUAUCCGCCUCGCAACCCAUAACCAACAACAGCAACCCCCAAAGCUCCAUCCCACUAACAGCACCCUACCCUGUUCAAUCGCUCUCCCAGCUCUCCCAAAGCACACAAGACAUGCUUAGCCAAGACCCCUCUAUGUCGCAAUUCGCAUCUACCCCAGGCGUCCCCCUCUCCCUCACCCAAGCCGCAAGCCGCUUCAACGACAUCCUCCCCCAAUACUCGCUCGCGCGCUUCAUCUCGCCCGUCACCAUCUCCCUCAUCGUUCCGCUCCUUCUCGACACUUUACACCGCCUCGGCGUGCCCGUGCCGUCGCUCACUGCGAACAAAUCCUUGGCCGAGCAGGAGGCUGAGUGGGAGCGGCUCGGCGAGGCAAGCAUUCGCGUCAAGAUGGCAGAUGGACGGCGGCAGGGACUCAACGGGCAUAUUGUUGUCGAGCGGGCGUGGGUCGAUGGGCAGCAGAUGAGUGAGGUGAGGUUCGUCAAGGCUAGUGGAGAUCCGCUUGAGUGGCGCAGGUUCUUUAGAGAUGUUAUGAGGAACGUGGGGGAGGUUGUGUUGAAGGGCGUGUAA